Dermatophagoides farinae (American house dust mite) is the source of this 1825-nucleotide messenger RNA. RefSeq names its product actin-like protein 6A. The record is from RefSeq and is a predicted model, not a curated record. Lineage: Eukaryota; Metazoa; Arthropoda; Arachnida; Sarcoptiformes; Pyroglyphidae.
CUCAUUCAUAUUACGAUAUUAAUAUAGGCACAAGGGAUUGAUGUCUUAUCAUUUAGAAAAGUAUCAUCAUUUAUCUAACCACUUGACAAUUAUUCCAAUUCCAACAUUAAUUAUUAGCAAAAAAUUUGUCAUUUGUCUGCACGAAUGGUUCAAAAAGAGAAUAAACGUCCUUUAUGUUUAGCCCAUACAUGCUUUGUUUAGAAUUUUGAGUUUGACAAUAUUUUUGAAACAGAAUUUCAUAUUCAUUUCAAUUCAAAUUCAUUUAAAUUCACCUAACAAAUCAUGUCUAAUGUUUAUGGUGGAGACGAAGUUGGCGCCAUUGUUUUCGAUGUUGGUAGUUUUUCCACAAAAGUUGGCUAUGCUGGUGAAGAUGCACCAAAAUCUGAAAUAUCUUCCAUUGUUGCCAUACAUGAUGCCCCGAGUAAAUUGGCCACCGAAAUGGAUCGUGUAGAUAGCGGCUCAACACCUACUGGUAGUAAAGAGCGAAGAUUUUACAUUGAUACUACACAAGUGAAUGUUGCCCGUUCUGGUCAAGAAAUUAAAACAUUUCUUCGAGAUGGAAUGAUUGACGAUUGGGAUUUAUUUGAAAAGAUGCUUGAUUAUAUUUAUGCUCGACACAUUAUGUCUGAAUCAUCACAACAUCCAGUGAUGUUUUCGGAAGUUUCGUGGAAUUCGAAAAAAUGUCGUGAAAAAAUAACGGAAAUAAUGUUCGAGAAAUAUAAUGUACCAGCAUUCUAUUUGGCCAAAAAUGCCAUGCUAGUAGCAUUCAGUGUUGGGCGACCAUCUGGAAUUGUAUUCGAUUCUGGUGCCGAUCAUACGGCUGCCAUUCCUGUCUACGAAGGUUAUGUUAUCGAAAAAGCGAUUAAACGUAACCAUUUGGCCGGAGAAUUUAUCACAAGUCUAUGUUAUAAACAUUUAAAUGAAAUGAAAGUCGAAGUUAAUCCAUAUUAUAUGAUCAAAUCAAAACAGACAGUUGAACCGGGACAAACGGCCAUUUGGACUAAACGGCAGAUUACUGAUGGAUUGACAAAUUCAUGGCAAAAUUAUAUGUUAUUAUCCGAAAUACGUAAUUAUAAAGCAUCAGUAUUGAAAGUUUAUGACACCAAAUAUGAUCGUAACGAAGCGGAAAAGUAUUAUGAUCCAAUUAAUUAUCAUUUUCCUGAUGGCUACAAUAUGGACGUUUCAUUGAACGAUCAAUUUUUAAUACCCGAAAUAUUUUUCAACAAAUCAUUUAACAUAUCUGAAUUCAUACAACAACAACAGCAACAAUCACCGACAUCUUGUUCAUAUUCAUAUCUAUCAAAUCUACCGAAAGAUUGGCUUACCUAUCCCGAUCUAUUGUUGUCAAGCGUUAGUGAAUGUGAUAUCGAUAUAAGACCAUUAUUACUAUCGACAAUCAUAUUGGCUGGUGGAAACACAUUGGUCGAAGGAUUCACCGAUCGUAUGACAAAUGAAAUAAUGGCUACGGCCCCAAAAAAUGUACGCCAUAAAGUUGUUGCCAAUAAUUCUCCAACGGAACGUAAAUAUGCAUCAUGGAUUGGUGGAUCUAUUCUGGCAUCUUUGGGUACAUUUCAACAAUUAUGGAUUUCUAAACUUGAAUAUGAUGAAUCCGGAAAAUCCUGUAUUCAUAAAGAUAAUUUGACUACAUAAUUUAUAUUAAUUAUUAAUUAAUAUUAUUGCUAAAUGAUGACCACUAGAUGAUGCCACCUGUUGCUUUGAUUAAAAACCGGCAAAAUCAAAUCAAAUUUUCCUAAUAUAAUGUCGAUGACCAUUUGCUAUUUUUUUUUAUUUUGAAAUAAAAAUAUUGCGAAUGAGAUUGUGAUAA